Molecule: messenger RNA, 966 nt
Organism: Drepanopeziza brunnea f. sp. 'multigermtubi' MB_m1
Lineage: Eukaryota; Fungi; Ascomycota; Leotiomycetes; Helotiales; Drepanopezizaceae
Source: RefSeq, a predicted model, not a curated record
AUGACACUCAUCAUGACCGCCCAACCCAACCCCGCGAGCGCAAGCGCAAGCGUAACCUCAAGCCCAUCACCAUCCCAAGUUGAAAUCCUGAUUCUCGGCGCGGGCUGGACAUCCACCUUCCUGAUCCCGCUCCUCGCCGCGCAGAAGAUCAGCCACGCCGCCACCACCACCACCGGCCGCGACGGGACCUACCGGUUCAAGUUUACGUUUCCCCCCUCUUCGUCCCCGGACCGGGACGACGACGACGAGGGUGGUGACGGCGCACAGUACCGCGCCCUGCCCACCGCAAAGACGGUGCUCAUCACGUUCCCGCUCCGGGGCGCCGCGCAGACGGCGGCCCUCGUGGACGCGUACGUGCACAGCCACAGCCAUGUCAGCGUCAACUUCGUGCAGCUGGGCAGUACGGGCAUCUGGACGGUGCCUGGGCAGGAGCGGUGGGUGACACGGCGGAGCCGGUACGACGCUGCGGAUGCGCGGGGCCAGGCGGAGGACGAGCUGCUGCGGCGGGGGGGCUCGGUGCUGGACCUGGCGGGUCUGUGGGGGGGCGAGCGGAACGCGAUCCACUGGAUUGACCGCGUGGCGCCGACGAAGGAGGUGUUGAAGGGGAAGGGCAGUCUGCAUAUGGUGCAUGGAGUCGAUGUCGCGAGGGCGAUUGUGGCUGUGCAUCGGGACUUUGGCAAGGCCGCGGGGGAGAGAUGGAUGUUGACGGAUCUUCAAGUCUAUGACUGGUGGUCCUUGGUCCUGGGCUUUGCGGGUGAGCUGGACGCCCAAAAUGGCAAUGACGAGAGAGCCAAGAAGCAGAUCCAGUGGAUUGGCGAGUUGAUGGAAGAAGAGAAUGUGAGGGCCCUACCUCGAGACAUGGAGACGUUGGGCAGGUGCUAUGAUACGAGGGAGUUCUGGAAGACCUUUGGGAUCAUGCCUACGCGGAGCAGGAUCUCGAGUGUGGUGAUUGGAGGGCAGUACUGA